Molecule: messenger RNA, 3542 nt
Organism: Labrus bergylta (ballan wrasse)
Lineage: Eukaryota; Metazoa; Chordata; Actinopteri; Labriformes; Labridae
Product: leucine-rich repeat-containing protein 24
Molecular function (GO): protein binding
Source: RefSeq, a predicted model, not a curated record
UUGACUGUGGUCCUUAGGAGCAGCAGCAGCAGCAGUAGCGGCGUGGGAUAAUUGGAUGAGAGGAUGCAGUGGGAGAGGGGUGAGUGAACAGCUGGGUGAUGGGAUUUAACACAGACACCUGAUUUCACCACGGUCUACAGUCAGUGCGACAGAGUCCAGCGUCACACCUGAUGUGCACUGCUCACUGCUUGACCACCUUCUGUUUCCAUCGGUCCUCCUCUGUGCAGAGGGCCCGCGGUGCUCUGCGCACACAGACAUCAUCCACCAGCGGCUAUUCCGCUUUCACAUGUCGGGAGCUUCAUUUUCAAAACGACAGAUUCAUUUGAAUAUUAAGGAUCAUAAACGAGAGGAGAGAAGAAGGCGUCUUGCAGAACAAACGUCACUGUCGGAGGAUCAUCUAGCUCUCACAAGCCAGUCCUGUCCUUUGGAGUGAUGGCAGUGUUGUUAGUGCUUCUUCUCUCUGUGAUCCUCCUCUCCCUUCAAACUCCUGCUCGAGCGUCUCCUUCCUGCCCUGUGAGCUGUCGAUGCUAUAGCCUCACUGUGGAGUGUGGCUCCACCGGCCUAAAGGACAUCCCCAAACACGUUCCUCCAUCUACACAGACUGUUUUCCUCCAGGAUAAUGUGAUUGGCCAGAUCCGUCGACAGGACCUCACUCUGCUGAGGUACCUGCACUACUUGUACCUUCAGAACAACACUAUUUCAGCGGUGGAGCCUGGCUCUUUCCAGAACCAGGCUCACUUGUUGGAGCUGGCUCUGAAUGGGAAUCGGAUCCACCUGGUGAAAGCGGACAUGUUUCAGGGACUUGAACAUCUCCGCAUUCUUUACCUAGCAGGAAAUGACAUCACACGCCUGCUCGACUACACCUUCCGUGGCUUACAGCGUCUGCAGGAGCUCCAUUUACAGCAUAACAGUAUAGAGAUGUUGGCGGACCAGGCUCUGGUUGGUCUGAGCUCUCUGGCUCUGCUGGACCUGAGCAGGAAUAAUCUUCAUACUAUCGGCCCUGCAACUCUGCGGCCUCUGGUCAGCCUGCAGGUCCUGCGCAUCACAGACAACCCCUGGCGCUGUGACUGUGCUCUCCACUGGCUGAGAAGCUGGAUUGAUGAGGAGGGCCAGAGGCUGCUCAGCUCUGCAGAGCGUCGGCUGGUCUGCACCGAGCCACCACGCCUCUCCCACCUUAGCCUGGUGGAGGUCCCCCUCAACAGCCUGGUAUGUAUCCCUCCACUGGUGCAGCUGGAGCCCAGGAGGCUAGCUGUGCGCCUGGGAGAGAGCCUCAGGGUGUCCUGCCAUGCUUCUGGAUACCCUCGGCCACAGGUGACCUGGAAGAAGGCAUCGCAGGGUAAAGUGGUGCUCUCUCCUCGCGGCCUGGUUCAUGAGCUGGGUGCUGGGGCAGCUGGAGGAGGCAGAGCCGAGGAGCCUUCUGAGGAGGCAAGAGUCAGUCUUCAGAAGACUGAGGGCGAGCGCUUCGACCCCGACACCGGCAGUGGAAUGCUGUUUCUCAGUAAUGUGACUGUGGCUCACGCAGGUUUCUAUGAAUGUGAAGCCUGGAAUGCAGGGGGCGUGGCCAGGGUGACCUUUCAGCUUGCCAUCAACUCAUCUACUUCCUCUUCCUCUUCAUCCUCCAUCUGGGCAUCAUGGUCUCAGGUGUCCUCGGCCUACUCCCCAGCCUGGCCCAGGUUAAGGAGCCACGGUCCUGCUGUAGGCUCAGAUGUGAGCCGGGAGCCGCUGUAUGCUCUGGGCAGCAUGGCCUUCAGCGCUUUGGGAGCCGCUACUCAGACUGCUAUAGCUGUGGGCAUCUCCCUGCUGUCACUGACCGCUCUGCUGCUGGUCGCCAUGAUUUACAGCCGACAUCACCAACGAGAUAAGGAAGCGGAGCAAGCUGAGAAGGAGGAGAGCAUCCUGUACGUGAACGACUACUCUGAUGGCCCCACCACCUUUGCCCAGCUGGAGGAGUACCGUGACGAGCGGGGCCAUGAGAUGUACGUUCUCAACAGGGCCAAGCCUGUGCUGCCUCCUGCUCCGCCCACAGCUGUGUCCACCACUAACCUCGGUUGCCCCGCUCCAUCUGACACCUCCAGCCACACCCUCUCCUCAGGGGCAGGCCAGACCAUGAGUCCCACUCUCGCCCCCAACAAACAGCAGCAGCAGGAAGGAGACAUACGGACCAUGAGGAGAAUGGCGGGAGAGGGAGGGGAGGCGGAGCCUGUGAUCACUUCAGAAGCUGAAGGGAUGUUUCUCAAUCACACAGGCCUGUUCAUGGACUCUCAGAUUGCUUAUGAAAUCCACUGCUGAAAAGGGGAGGGAAUCCACUGCAACAUAGAUUGUUUGUGUAAGACAGUAUCUACCAAAGGAAAGUCAGGGUGCCGCUGCAGGAAUCCAGUAACUGACUUAUCCACUCUUAUUGGAGAAGGUUUUCACACCUGACAGAAGGAGCACUCUGGUUUAUUCAGUCACUAGCCCUGCUACUUUCAAUGACAUUGACAAUAUGACCUUUACACCACAUGUCAGUGGAGUGUAGGCUGCUGGGUUGACUGGCUUUUGAAAGCCAAAACACUCAAAGGUUAUUUUAGUUGGACUCAGGUAUUUGCUGAGCUGCUCAUAACUAAACUUCCCUGUACAUGAACAUCUGGAUCGGCUACUACAACCCUUCCACCAUCGUUACUGUACAAGAGUAAACAUCAAGACUCACACAAAGAUCGCUGGUUAUUUGGGCAAGUAUUAAUGAGGAUGAAAUAAUGGAAUCAUCUCGAUCAGGCGCAUGAGAGAACCUUUGUGUGUUUUAUUAUUGUUAUUUAUAUCUUGACUUGUUUUCAUUUACUCUCAGACUCUGCAGGCCGUUGUAAACAUCCCAGAGAAACGCAGAGAUGCUGGGACUGUUUCUAUGUAAGUGAGCAUGUUGGGCAUCACAAAGGAUGGACAUUUUUGUUAUCUUCAAUCUGAACUUUUCUGAUUAACAUCCUGUCAAGUUACAGAAUCACACAUGCACACACUCGGUGUCUCUGGGGUUAGCUAGUUCUCUCUGAGCCUGACAUCUGAUUCCUGGUUUCAUAGAGCUGGUGGGCUCACACCCUGGCUACACCUGUGUCUUUAAAUCCAGAUGUGAGACAGAAUCAGGCAGUGUAGAGGGUUUCGUAUGAAAGAAUGUCAAACUGUUAAGUCAGAGCAGAAGGCCGACUUUUGAGGUGGCAGAAAGUCAUAUAAAGUGAGAUAAACAAAAUAAGCUCUGUUCACUAGAAGUGAAAUAAGAAAAGGACAUAGAAAUUAAAAUAUCAGCGUUAGGCCAAUAUAAAUGAUUAGUAUCACUAUAUUGGUCUUUUUCAUGGCAGGGCCAGUAGCAUCAUCUGUAUCCUUGUGUGUCAAUAUGAGUAAACUAUGAUGAUUAAGAAAUUCAUCAAAUACACGGCUAGAGCCAAAGCAACAAAGAAUGACUGAGUGAAGAAAGAAGAAAUGGCCUAAGACGUUCUGAUCAGGGGCGGGUCCAGAUGGGUGGCCAGGGGUGGCAUGGGCAAUAAGUAAGGUCUUUUACCUGCUUUUUGUAGCAUAAC